Messenger RNA from Mytilus californianus (California mussel), 2329 nucleotides. Its product is annotated as dimethylaniline monooxygenase [N-oxide-forming] 1-like. The record is from RefSeq and is a predicted model, not a curated record. NCBI's taxonomy places the organism in Eukaryota, Metazoa, Mollusca, Bivalvia, Mytilida, Mytilidae. The transcript is spliced from 6 exons. Bases 277 to 1530 code for a protein of 417 amino acids. Gene Ontology annotation, molecular function: N,N-dimethylaniline monooxygenase activity; flavin adenine dinucleotide binding; NADP binding.
UUUUUCUUAUUCUUCGCUUAUCUGCCUCAUUAAAUUAUUGUCAUUUGGAUAUUUUUGUAUGGAUAAUGUAAUUAAACAUUUUGCUAUACUCCACAGAAUCCAUAUUGGAUGUUUACACCUUUUAUUUAUUACAUUAUCAAUAUAAUACAUGUUUUUAUAAUGUACUUGAAUUAUAACUUUAAGCUCACUGAUAACAAUGCUCAGUAUAAAAGAUAACUUGUAUAACCAGUGGAACAUAUUUCACAGACAAGGAACUUAUUUCACCAGGUAUAGACAAUGGCAUCGAAUGAUGUUAAGAAAAUAGCCGUAGUUGGAGCAGGCUUGACUGGUUUGGCAGCUUUACGACGACUCUCCGAAAAUAAAAGUUUCGAGUUGACAUGCUUUGAGAGGAAUUAUGACAUUGGAGGGCUAUGGCAUUACACGGACCAGACAUUAAAUGAUGAUUAUGGAAAUCCAAUUCAUACAGCUAUGUAUAGCAAUCUUAAGACGAACAUACCAAAACAACUGAUGGAAAUUGAGGGUUUCCCAAUGGAUGGCUAUCCAUCUUUUCCAAGUCGAACGGAUAUCUUAGCAUAUCUCAACAAAGUUGUAGAUCAUUGCGGUAUUCGAAAAUACAUUAAGUUUAACAUGGACAUAAAACAAGUCAAACCGGUUAAUCCAAACUCAAGAGACACCAAAUGGUUGCUGACUUACGGUGAUAUCAGAAAGAAGAACGAUAUUCAUACGGAACAGUUUGAUGAUGUUAUUGUAUGCAGUGGAAAUUGCACAACCCCAAGUUAUCCGACCAUUGAUGGAGAACAGAAUUUCGAAGGCUUUGUGCUUCACAGUAUACGGUACAGACACCCAGAAUGUUUUGCUGGGCAGACAGUUGCCGUUUUGGGAGCACGUUACUCUGGAAUAGAUAUCAGUUUUGAUCUUUCCAAGUGUGCUAAAAAGGUGUAUUUGUGUCACAGAGGUCCAAAGUUAGAAACACGCUUGCCAGAAAAUAUUGUCCAGAAGACGUCCGGUUUUCAAAGAUACACACCAUUCUCUGUAGUUCUUGACAACGGCGAAGAACUGCCAGUUGACACAGUGAUAUAUGCCACUGGGUACAAAUACAACUUUUCCUUCCUACCAGAAGGAUUACUUAAAAUUGGCAAAGGUAAUCUCAUCUGCAACCUAUUUAAGUAUAUUCUCCCAGCAAACUAUUCUACGCUUUUCUUCAUGGGAAUCGUACGAGAAGUAGGAUUCUUUCCUUCAAGCGAUCAUCAAGCUUUAUUCAUACGAGCUGUAUUGGAAGGUUCUGCUAAACUACCAGAUCAGGAAGAAAUGAAAAGAAUUAUCUCGAAGGAUUCCGAACGUGUGAUACGCGGAGAUAACCAGUGGGAAUGGGAUAAGGAACUAUCAGAUAUUGCAGGUAGUUUCAAUCCACUGCCGCUUGUAAUGAAGAAAAUCUGGAAUUACCAUUUUGAUAUUUGGGGACAAGAUUUUGCCAAAUGUAGAUCAUUGGUUUACAAGACAACAGGCCCGGAUUCUUUUGUUUUAAUCUGAAUAAACUCAACUGUUUCCGAAUUAUCGUUGAUAAUUAGACUUCCAAUUUGAACGUCUUGUUAAUAUCAUACCUUACUCAGUCCUCCAUUCGUCCCCUUUUGUUUUAUAUUCAUUCCUCCCACUCAGAUAGACUAAAUGACAUGUUCAUGCGCCAUUGUUAGAUUUAAUGUUUCAUUUACCGUAUCAUGGUAUGUUUAAUAAUAAAAGAAGCAGACACUAAUCUAAAAAAAAAAUGAAGUUAAAACAAACAACAUCUAGAGGUCAAUAUACUGACAGGAGUUAUACAGCAUGUCAAGCUCUGAAUCGCUUCGAGACUUGAGAAGUGGUGAACAGAUUUAUUAGAAACUACAAGAUAUGGAUUGUUGCUACAUAGAAAUGGAAAGUUCGCAAGCUGAAACAUGCUCACAGUGUUUGUUUCCUAUAAAUAAAAAAUGAUAAAAUAUUCUAGAGUAUACAAACCAUAUAGACCUCAACAAAAGAGCCACCAUAGUCUCAGGGUAUCUUAUGAGGCUCUAACCUUUUUUCAGUGACAAAAUCUGGGAAGUUGAAACGAGGACAAACUGUUAAUCUUAGAUUGUCCAUUCCUUACAACAUGCUACUGUUGGAGAGGUAUCCUCUUGGACUCAUAGCCUGCUGCAAAGAGACAGACGAACCUUGUAUACUUGCAAACACAAAUCUAAAGCUUUCAAUACAAUUACCAUUUAAGAGCAAUUACAUGGAAUAAAAAGAUAAUUACAAAAACCAAUACCCACACUUUUGUCAGAAUAGUCAGUAAAUGUUAUUAUAUUCAUUUCGUUAC